UUAAGGUGGCAGAAUUGGCCAGUGAAAAUAAAGCCUUGACUCGGUCACUAACUCCUCACUUAACUCUGCUCUCUACUUCCGAUGAUUCAAGUUUUAAUCAAUUUUCUCGUUAAACAUCUUUCAGAAAAGAGAAAGAAGCCACGCGCAUUUCCUUUGCUUUUUUGAAAAAGAAAACUCUCUCCACUUUUGUAUUCUCUCCCCAAAUUCAAAUUCCAUAGUUUUUAUCGCCCAGGUCAGUUUGUCUUCCAUGUCUUCUACUUACUCCGAUUCUGCUGCUCUUUAUGCCUUUUCUCGCUUCCGUCGUUUUUGUUUUCAUCAGCAACAAAAUGCCUGAGAUUCAGUUGGGUUCUCACACUGUAAGAUCACAUGGAGUCAAACUUGCCAGGAAACAUAUGCAUGACUGGCUGAUUCUUUUGUUUCUUGUGGUGAUAGAUGUCAUUUUGAAUGUUAUAGAACCAUUUCACCGAUUUGUUGGGAGAGAUGAGAUGACAGACCUGUCUUACCCACUGAAAGAUAAUACAGUUCCCUUCUGGGCUGUUCCAAUUUUUGGGAUAUUGCUGCCUUUUGCCAUCAUUAUUGCUUAUUACUUCAUCAGAAAGGAUGUCUAUGAUCUGCACCAUGCCAUUCUGGGCCUUCUAUUUUCUGUGCUGAUCACUGGAGUUAUAACCGAUGCGAUUAAAGUUGCUGUUGGCCGUCCUAGACCUGAUUUCUUUUGGCGUUGUUUCCCAGAUGGCAAGGGGUUGUUUGACAAUAUCACAACCAAUGUUAUGUGUACGGGAGUGAAGAGUGUCAUCAAGGAAGGGCACAAAAGUUUCCCUAGCGGACACACUUCUUGGUCCUUUGCAGGUCUUGGUUUCCUGUCAUGGUACUUAUCUGGGAAAAUCAGGGCUUUUGAUCGUAGGGGCCACAUAGCAAAGCUUUGUGUUAUUGUCUUCCCAUUACUUGUUGCAGCUCUUGUAGGAAUUUCUCGAGUAGAUGACUACUGGCAUCAUUGGCAGGAUGUGUUUGCUGGGGGUCUUAUAGGGCUGACAGUUGCUUCAUUUUGUUACUUGCAAUUCUUCCCACCCCCAUACGAUAUAGAUGGCUGGGGACCUCAUGCAUACUUUCAGAUGUUAGCAGAAUCGCGGAAUGGUGCUCAGACUUCUGAUAACACCAAUUUUCUUAAUGGGCGGCAACCAGAGCUUCAGACUGUAUGUAUUGAUUCUCAACAUCAGAGUGUCACUGACAGGGACACAAACCCCAUUCUGGAACAAAACAGAGGUGAGAGGAGACGCUAACUUCAGGUUUUGGCCAUACCAGAUGUACAUACCAUGUAAACUCGGUAGAAUGUGUUUCUUCUCAUCACCUAGACAUCCACACUUGCAAAUGUUUUACUUUGUUAAAUUCUGAACCUGGUUUUUUUUUAGUUUGAUUCAUUGAUUGAAUUUAAUCACUUAGCUGGUCAUAUUUUAUAUUUCAAGAGUGGGCAUAUUUUACCUGA
Messenger RNA from Manihot esculenta (cassava), 1480 nucleotides. Its product is annotated as lipid phosphate phosphatase 2. Gene Ontology annotation, molecular function: phosphatidate phosphatase activity. The transcript is spliced from 8 exons. The record is from RefSeq and is a predicted model, not a curated record. Gene Ontology annotation, biological process: phospholipid metabolic process. The coding region runs from base 282 to 1277 and encodes 331 amino acids. NCBI's taxonomy places the organism in Eukaryota, Viridiplantae, Streptophyta, Magnoliopsida, Malpighiales, Euphorbiaceae.